AUGGUACCAAAGAAGAUCCGUAACCAUUUUGUGGCAAUGGCAGGAGAGUUUGUCGGAACAUUCAUGUUUCUCUUCUUUGCCUUCGCUGGCACCCAAGUUGCGAACACACCUGCGACGAACGCCGGAAGCCAGUCAACCGAGCUACCUCAAGGCCCGAACCCGGCGCAGCUAUUAUAUAUCUCGUUGUCUUUCGGCUUCUCUUUGGCCGUGAACGCAUGGGUUUUCUACCGAGUAAGCGGUGGGCUAUUCAAUCCUGCUGUAACACUGGGUCUUUGCCUGAUUGGCGGAGUCCCCUGGUCAAGAGGAGGACUCGCGGUCAUUGCGCAAAUGUUGGGAGCUAUGGCCUCUGCCGGUGUGGUCAAGGGUCUAUUCCCUGGUCCUCUUGCGGUCACCACUUCACUCAGCGCCAGCACGAGCUUGGCCCAGGGACUCUUUAUCGAAAUGUUCCUUACCGCCAACCUCAUUUUCACCAUUUUCAUGCUGGCUGCGGAGAAGCACAAGGGAACAUAUCUUGCACCCGUCGGCAUCGGUCUCUCCCUCUUCAUUUCCGAGCUCGCCGGUGUGUACUACACUGGCGGAUCCCUGAAUCCAGCUCGAUCUUUUGGGCCUUGUGUUGCCAAUGCCAGUUUUCCGAGUGAACACUGGAUUUACUGGCUCGGGCCCGUACUUGGUGCGCUGAUCGCCUCCGGCUUUUACUGGUUCAUCAAGGCCCUUGAAUACGAAGGUGCCAAUCCAGGGCAAGAUUUCGACGAUCUCGAAGCCAGUGCCUUCAAUCCCGACGAGGAUCUUUCCAGGCCUGUUGUGAGCCCGAAUGCGCCACCGCCUGAGAGGCCGGUGAGCAGAGACCUCACUGUGACAGAUUCAAGGGAAGGCAGAAGCAGCUCCCAAAACUUCACAGGCCAACAGCCCCCGAACAGAUCGAGUCAGGACCGUGCCAGUCGGCAGCAGACAAGUCGUCGGAGUCAGGACUAUAUUAUCCGGCACCAGCCCACUCUAUCGAGCCAGGACUACAACAAGCCGAGAGUCGAUGUUGACCUGCCUGGGCCCCAGAUGGCCAACCCAGCCAUGGGUCCGUCAGCCUACAACAAUUCACCUCGAAAAUAUUGA
This is a messenger RNA of Cyphellophora europaea CBS 101466, 1107 nucleotides long. RefSeq lists its product as uncharacterized. Gene Ontology annotation, cellular component: plasma membrane. The coding region runs from base 1 to 1107 and encodes 368 amino acids. Gene Ontology annotation, molecular function: water channel activity. The record is from RefSeq and is a predicted model, not a curated record. The transcript has a single exon. Gene Ontology annotation, biological process: transmembrane transport. Lineage: Eukaryota; Fungi; Ascomycota; Eurotiomycetes; Chaetothyriales; Cyphellophoraceae.